Messenger RNA from Alnus glutinosa, 1512 nucleotides. RefSeq names its product protein STRICTOSIDINE SYNTHASE-LIKE 5-like. Gene Ontology annotation, molecular function: strictosidine synthase activity. NCBI's taxonomy places the organism in Eukaryota, Viridiplantae, Streptophyta, Magnoliopsida, Fagales, Betulaceae. The record is from RefSeq and is a predicted model, not a curated record. The coding region runs from base 79 to 1254 and encodes 391 amino acids. The transcript is spliced from 4 exons. Gene Ontology annotation, biological process: biosynthetic process.
UUGGACUAAUCAGCAUUCAGCAAUGAACAAUAUCUCCUCAGCUACUUUCCUGAAACUGAGUCCCGGAACUCCUCAAUCAUGUCUAAAGACGGCGUCUCAGCUUCCCGACCCAACGUCUCUGACUCCAACAUCACUUCCAAGAGAAAAACUUCAUGGCCGUUCACUUUUUUUAUUACAGCACUGGUUCCCGUUGUCGCCGCCACAAUUCUCUACCAACUCGACUCGUUCGACCCGGCUCCAAUGCCCCCCGAUGCGUUGACUCGGCACAUCAUUGACGUGCCAGCACGCAACGACCGCAUGCUAGAAGGAUCAGAGCUCGUGGGUGUGGGGGAUUUGAAGGGCCCAGAAGAUGUUGCUUACGAACCCAAGUCCGGAGUCAUCUACACCGGCUGUGCCGACGGGUGGAUCAACCGAGUCACCGUGAACGACUCGGUUUCUCACUCGGUGGUGGAGAAGUGGGUCUACACCGGCGGCAGACCUUUGGGAAUUGCUUUUGGACGCAACAACGAAGUAAUCGUCGCUGAUGGCAUCAAGGGCCUACUAAACGUGAGCAGAGAAGGUACGGUGGAGUUGUUGACAGACGAGGCUGAUGGACAAAAAUUCAGAACGACAGAUGGUGUGGAUGUAGCCGAGAAUGGCAUAAUUUAUUUCACAGACGCUUCAUAUAAAUAUAGUUUAAGGGAGUGUUCUUUGGACAUCUUUGAGGGUAAGCCCCAUGGCAGGCUUAUGAGCUAUGAUCCUGCAACCAAAAGAACAAAGGUGCUGCUCCACGACCUCUACUUUGCUAAUGGUGUAGCAGUCUCACCUGAUCAAAACUAUGUCAUCUUUUGUGAAACCCCAGUGAGAAGGUGUAGAAAAUAUAUCAUACAAGGCAAGGAUAAAGGAAAAGUAGACAAGUUUAUCGAUAAUCUACCAGGCAUUCCUGAUAACAUCCGAUAUGAUGGAGAAGGCCAUUACUGGAUUGCACUCUUUACGGGACCUUCAGUUUCAUGGGAUUUAGCAGUCAGAUACCCUUUCAUCCGGAAGGGUUUGGCAAUCAUGGAGAAGUCCAUAGGGCGACCACAUAUAGAGAAGAAUAGUGGGGUUCUGGCAGUUGAUUUGGCAGGAAAACCCACCGCCCACUACUAUGAUCAUGGACUGUCAAAGGUUACAAGUGGGAUCAAGAUUGGAGAUUAUUUGUACUGUGGUUCCAUUGUCUCACCGUACAUUACCCGCCUCAAUCUGAAAAAACAUCCUGCGCGAGCCACCACAUGAGCGACAAGGCUACCUGUAAGAACAAGCCUGUAGUUGUUGGGGGGCAGAAGCCUUGACUGCGGAUUUGGGGCUAGAGACUAUUUGAUGAGUCAGUGACUGCGAACCCGAUGACAAAAAUAGACUUUUCUUGUAUGUAUUUAUAGAAUAACAAAGAAUGAAAAUUUACAUUACAAGGAAACAUGCUCCAACACAAGCUAUUGUUAAUAUUUCAUUAAAAUAAGUUUCCUAUUGUAGUUGAAAUUUUCAACUUUCCUUCCA